Schistocerca cancellata (South American locust) is the source of this 1279-nucleotide messenger RNA. Its product is annotated as UTP--glucose-1-phosphate uridylyltransferase-like. The record is from RefSeq and is a predicted model, not a curated record. The transcript has 9 exons. Gene Ontology annotation, cellular component: cytoplasm. Gene Ontology annotation, molecular function: UTP:glucose-1-phosphate uridylyltransferase activity. NCBI's taxonomy places the organism in Eukaryota, Metazoa, Arthropoda, Insecta, Orthoptera, Acrididae. Bases 1 to 1230 code for a protein of 409 amino acids. Gene Ontology annotation, biological process: UDP-alpha-D-glucose metabolic process; glycogen metabolic process.
AUGCCCGAGGACAGUGGGCCCAUAUGGUGCCCGAUGACAGCACCAUGGAGGAGGGUGCCAUCACUACCUCUUCAUCAUCAUCAGGCAGGUCCCACGCUGGAGGAAAUACUGCUGGACCCACUGGCUGAGGCAGUGAUGUACCUGAAUUCAACAUAUGGCACAAAUGUUCCAUUGGUGUUAAUGAACUCCUUUAACACUGAAAGUGAAACUCAAAAAAUGAUAGAAAAGUACAAAGGUUUGAAUGUGCAAAUACAUUGCUUUAAUCAGAGCUGUUACCCUCGAAUAAAUGAAAGCUCAUUCCUUCCAGUUGCAGCAGACUGUGAUAUCAAAAGUAACAAGGAAGCGUGGUACCCCCCUGGUCAUGGAGAUUUUUAUGAAAGUUUCAGCCAUUCGGGGCUUCUUAAUCAAUUCAUUGAAGAGGGACGCAAAUACUGUUUUAUAUCAAACAUUGACAAUUUAGGUGCUGAAGUUGAUCUGAAAAUUUUAAAUCUGAUGGGCAGUGCGCAAAGUGUACAUGGCGGAGAACUUGAGUUUUUAAUGGAGGUUACUGAGAAAACAAAGGCAGAUGUUAAGGGUGGUGCAUUAGUCAUAUAUGAAGAGAAGCUUCAGCUGCUUGAGACGGCACAAAUACCUAAAGAGCAUUUAGAAGACUUUAAAUCUAACCCAAUUUUUAAAUAUUUCAACACAAAUAAUUUAUGGAUACAGUUAAAUGCUGUGAAACGAAAUGUCGAAGAAAAGUGGCUAGAAAUGGAAGUCAUUGUUAAUAAAAAGAAGAUGUCAAAUGGACUCCCUGUUAUACAGCUUGAGACAGCAGUGGGGGCUGCGAUGAAAUCUUUUGAUGGAAGCAAAGGUGUCAACGUUCCACGCCGUCGGUUUUUGCCAGUUAAAAAAACUUCGGAUCUAUUGCUGGUGAUGAGCAAUCUGUAUAAAUUGAAGAACGGAUCACUUUCAAUGAACCCUCUUCGAGGAAGUGACACGGUACCCCUUGUUCACCUUUCUGAAGAGUAUUAUAAGGAGGUGAAGGACUUUCUCGCCAGAUUUCAAAAUAUCCCAGAUAUUCUGGAAUUGGAAUUUCUAACAGUAUCUGGAAACGUUUAUUUUUCUAAAGGAGUAUCUUUAAAGGGUACAGUUAUCAUUUUUGGUAAUGGCAGCAACAAAGUCUGCAUUCCACCAAAUGCUCUGUUACAAAAUAAAAUAGUCAAAGGCGCCUUAAAUAUUUCUGAUUUUUAACGAAAUUAUUUUAUAGAGAUUUUUUGUGAAGUUAUUGGCUUGCACAAAA